GUUUGCUUGUGGUUGGUUGUGUUUGCUUUGCGUGAUCCUUUUUCGGAAAAUAAUUAUUUCCGCCGUGGAACUACCUACUUCGCGGAUGCUUGGCGAUUACAUCACGUUCCAACGAAAUGCCAAGCGGGACGAAUCAUUUAGUUCUGUAUUAAUAAACUGAAUAAAAUGUCGGCUUUCGUGAACUACAGGAAUGAGAGCACAGUGGACGUAGUCGAAGCGACCACAAAAGACAAUGUUACGUUCUACAAAAUCAUUGUUAAAGUGGGAUUUAUUCAGUGGAAUGUAUUACAUCGGUACAGUGAUUUUGUAGAUCUCCACGAGAGGCUGGUCAAUGACCAUGGCGUAGCCAAAGACCUGUUACCACCAAAAAAAGUUAUACGAAACAAAACGCCAAAAUUCGUGGAACAAAGGCGAGAAGCAUUGAACGAAUACCUGAAGAACGUUUUUAAUUAUCUUAAGUUAACCAUGCCAAAAGAAUUUGCCCACUUUUUAGACUUCCAGAUGUAUGACAUAUACUUUUUAUUACAAGACUUAGCAAAAAAGCUGUUCUUAGAAGGUGAUAAAUUGUUGGAGAGUGAAAAAUCUCAUAAAUUUACUCUAUUAGAGUUGCACGCAAUCAGUGAGAGAUUUAAAAUGGCAUGCCCAUCAACAGAAAAACAAGAUCAAAUGUAUGACUUCAGCCACAUACUGGAUUUCUGCUCUCAAGUCACCUCCCUAAGCAUAGAAGGAAGCUAUGAGAAGCUGGGUACAAGCAAUAUAGUACCCAAUGACUUACGUUUUGAUCUCAUACCAUUCAAGUCUCUAGCAGAUUUGAAAAUUCUUGGAGUGCCAAUGGGAUGUAUACAAAGUGUUGGUAGUCUCCGUGAUACGCUGACCAGAUUGUCAGUUCACAUUGCCAGUGUGAUAUCAAUGAACGAGUUUCUGCUGGUUGAUGUGCUACACAAAGAUCCUUCUAGUCUUGCAGAUACUGUGAUAUGGAAAAAACUGUCGUCUAUAAGCUUCGUGAGCAACAACAUAAACAAAGUCGACUGGGCGAUUAAACUGGUUCCAAAAUUACAGCAUUUGAAUCUUUCAUCCAACAAACUAACUGAGCUCUGCGAUAUAUCAUGCCUUCACGAACUGAGAGAGCUUAACUUGUCUAUGAACAGAUUUCAUCUAUGCGAGAACUGGCAUGCUAAAAUAGGCAACAUAGUCAAAAUAGAUCUAUCCCAGAACAAAAUAGAAUCUCUACAAGGUUUUUCGAAGCUUUACUCUUUAGAAAGCUUAGAUCUAAGUUGCAAUAUAAUAACGGAUGUAGAAGAAGUACAACAUAUUUGUAAUUUACCCUGUUUAGAAUAUCUAUGGUUAACAGCGAAUCCCGUAGCGUCAUCCAUAGACUAUAGAGUAAAAGUCAUAGAGCAAUUCAACGCGAGGAUGACGGAAAUCUGUCUAGACAACGAAAAAGCUUCAGAAAAAGAACUGGAUACAGCGAGAGUUCUACAAGCUUUGAGAAUAGUCAAAGAAGGCAAGACACCCAGUUUCUUGAAGAAUAAUAACACGAGUCAUAGCUUUAAUAGGAGUUGACGACGGAGAAUCGAUUUGGAAUCGAUUAUUAUCGAGUAUUUAACGGUUGAUUAGACAUUUUUUGUACCUAGUUUAAUUAAAAAAUAAAAUAUCACAUAGUGAUUAUGGUAGUUACAUUAUGUACUCGUUUUACGUAUUUAGGUUCAAUGAUAUUAUUUUACGAUAGAUAUGUAACGUUUAUAUUACAUAGCGUAUGAAAUAUCUACUUUUUACUUAUUUAAAAACGGUUUAUUGUGUCAACGUAAGUACAGCAUUCAGAGAGGGUAUUUUAAAAUGUACGAGUAUUUUUACGAAAUUUAUAGUAGCUCCGACGAACGGUCCUCCAUCAGACAGACAAAAUUUUG
Messenger RNA from Maniola jurtina (meadow brown), 1907 nucleotides. RefSeq names its product nischarin. The record is from RefSeq and is a predicted model, not a curated record. Gene Ontology annotation, cellular component: cytoplasm. Bases 166 to 1563 code for a protein of 465 amino acids. Gene Ontology annotation, molecular function: protein kinase binding; phosphatidylinositol binding. The transcript is spliced from 4 exons. Lineage: Eukaryota; Metazoa; Arthropoda; Insecta; Lepidoptera; Nymphalidae.